AUGACUAAACGAUCCAGACGUCUAGCGUUGAGACGGACAACCAAAGCUAGAUCUAGUUAUCAAGACUGCGACAUUGAUUCUUCUGUUAUCGGCAAGAGAAGAAGAACCGACCACCUUCAAUUACGCAAAAGGCAGGGUGCAAAGAUGAAGACUGGGCCAGAUGUCAUGGUAAGAGAAUCGACAGAGACCACCAUCGCGUCAUCUACAGAGUCGUCGUUUUACGAUUCUUGCUCAACCGGAUUAUGGGACACUGAUGCCAAUUCCGAUGGGCAUGAAGAUUACCCUCACCUCGACGAUAACGAUUUUCCAAACACUGCUGAUAGACUCAACCCUUUACUAAAACUAAGAUUUAACAACAAGAGGAAAUGGAGCUACAAAAGACCAAGACUUCUUUUUCGAGCUUUCGAACCUCAGCAUGGACUAUGCGCUCGACGCUUUCAAGACUCAGCUACAUCGAUACCUCGGCCACCAACUUACGGUGGUGACAAGUUCCGAAAGUUGGUCUAUCGACAUCUCAUUACAGAUAAAUUUCCGUCUCCUUUUCUAUCCUGGACUGAAAAUCCAGAGAGGGCACUAGAAAAACACCUCGCUAAGAGUUCAGAAAGACGCUCAUUAGCCAUUGUUGACUACAAUGUGCUCGAAGACGAUUUCGAAAAAUUCCACGGUAUAGGCACUGGGCCUUGGCUCGUGCCGAAAAUCUGCGAAACUUAUGUAUUCAAUGACUUACAGAAGAUCAACAAACGUUGGCCUCCUCGCCGGGGUGUGAAAAGGAGAAAAGGUUACAAAGGGACUGGCGAGUUCCUUAUAUGGGGUUCUGUCCCUGGUGAUCCUGUCGCCGUACUAGCUUAUGAGGAAGCUGUACGUCUAAUGGACGAAAUGAAAUCUCUGUCAAGUAUCAACUACGCGUCUGGGGUAGCCUUUAGCCGAUUCCUGAAUAAUGUUCCGCCUAAAUACAAAGCAGUGGUGGCGCGUAAACUUCUCCAUGCCUAUCAAAUUCCCGGGUACGAGAAAGACCGUCAUUUCGAAUCAUUCGUCCGCGGAAUCUACGGCGAUCCUCCCAAUUUCAGCGACUUGGACGCACACCUCGACGAAAUUAAUCUGGGUCAUGUUCUCAAUGGUUCAAGCAGCGCAAAUCCUAUUCAGUCACUGAGAUCUAUGCGGGACGCAAAGAAGAUAGGCAUUACAGUCGCAGUAUCGGCGAAGCACCGUCAAUCAGCAACUUUUCCUAUUCCAGAUGAAGGUACCCAGUCUCUUCUGAAUACUCAACUGGCCGAGAUGAGAUCGGAGUUUGGCGCGAAAGACGCCUGA
This is a messenger RNA of Cladophialophora bantiana CBS 173.52, 1308 nucleotides long. RefSeq lists its product as uncharacterized. Bases 1 to 1308 code for a protein of 435 amino acids. Lineage: Eukaryota; Fungi; Ascomycota; Eurotiomycetes; Chaetothyriales; Herpotrichiellaceae. The transcript has 4 exons. The record is from RefSeq and is a predicted model, not a curated record.